GUAUCGAAUUAAUCAGUAUCAUCAGCACUAUUGCCUAACUUAUCGUAUAAACAAAUCUUGAAACACUGGAAUCCUGUUAUGUCCACAUAAAGUUCUCUCUUGUUCUUCCUUCAACAUCAUUCUUCAUACUCUUACUCGCACAAAUAGUUACUACCGACAGUAAAAGUUUUCACGACUGGACAUCAAGCCGUUAGCAUGGAUUCAGCAAGGUCCACCAACACGUCCCCAAAACAGCCGUCAGUGUGGAAGAAGUAGCAAGUGGGAGUGGAUCACCGCUCUCACUUGGCAGUGGGUCGCGGUGAAAGCGUCGGUGCGACUCAUCCUCCUAACCUACCUUACGAGUCGCAUGCUGAAAGUUGGUGCGUUAAGGUGACAGGUAACAGCUGGUGAAUAACGGUGAGUAUAAUUUAUCUUAUAGUUAGCCAAUGAGAAAAAAAUAUUUGUCAAGAGGCAUAGGGAAGACAUAAGCGUGUGAACAUGUAGGCAUUUGUGAACUCGAGAAGCGACUGCUGAGAACGAGCAACCACCAUUCAAACGUAACUGUCUGGUAAGAAUAUCUCUGGAAUCAUCACAGUGUUCGUAGAGAGCUAUUGCUGAGUGUUCCUGUUGUGUCAUGUGGAUAUAGAACAGCUUGUAAAAAUAAUCAAACAACUAAAAAAAGUACUACACAUACGUGGACGCUGAUACAAGGUUUACACCAUUCCCAGUAGGAAAAGAGAAAAGAUUACUACUACUUCUACAACUACUGUUGCUGCUGCUGUAGCUGCCGUUGCUGCUGCUUCUACCGCUAUUGCUACUGCUGCUGAGCGAUACAAUUAAGGUGUCAAAUAUAUCAUGACUUAUGAAGAAAAUAAACACGCAUAUAGAAUAAGUACCCUAAGUGUACAGAUGUAUAUGCAAUUACCGAGGCAGUGAAGUAAAUCAACACACGAAAACCAAAGAGAAGAAUUACCGCCACCCGGAAUGCAUAAGCCCCCCUUGAGAGCGAUAGCUUCUGUAUCCAUUUUCUUUGUUUUCUCCCUUUCACUGAGGAAUCCUCCUAUAGACCGUGACAGUGAAGGGAAAGUUCAUUCUGCUUCGUCCAUCCCGUCGUUACAUCGCUACCAAUAUGGCGUACUGAAUAAGUCGGCUCCUCUCAGCGACCGUCUAAAAAAAACUCAUUUUGAUCAUGAAACAAAAACAGAGGAAGACACGCUUCAGAAUGAAUCUCAGCACGGAGUAUCGGCCAGGGAGGAGGAAAUACGGUGUUUUACAGAGUCAUGUCACAAAACUGUCAUGGAGAGGGAAAUGAACGUGGGUGUACCGGAACACGAUCAGGAUGCUUCUCAAGCUUAUGAAUACUUCCCUUCCUCUUUGUCAGCCAUCACCAACAUGACUAGCAUCGGGAAUCCAUUGCGGAAGGACCUAUGGAGAAGAUCUUGGGGUAGCCACCCAUUACCUUCCAGAACGGAAUUCACACCCAGAACUGGGGCACGCUGGAUGACUUUUUUCCAUGACCAGGCUGUAGCGGCGGUGCUUCUCUCACGUAACGACACCAUGUACGACUGCAUCGUGCAGGAGGUCAUAGAGAAGUGGGAACAGCGCAAGGCUCUGGAGUACCUGGGGGAAAUUAUGCCUCUGCAGCCAGUGGAAUUACCCACUAUGGUGCACUUAUCCACCCUCUGUGGCUUUUUAAACACCCCCCGGCCCGCUUCACGACCCACAGCCGCGAACAUUAACCUGUUGAGUCAAGGUCUUUCGAUACUGCAAGGGAUCCUCCCUGGAACCCUUUGGUGUGGUAGGAGUGACCAAGCUGUUUCCUACCGCCAACUUGGGCUCCGAACAGAGCUGGAUUCAUGCUGCCGCACUCACGACCACUGUCCAGUCAAGUUGUUGCCCAUGGCUUCCAACUACGGCCUGACCAAUAUCAGCCUCAAAACCAAGUCUCACUGCUUGUGCGAUUUGGAAUUUUACCGGUGCUUGAAGGCCGCCGGACAGUCUGAUCCUGUCGCCAAAGCAGUCGGGGAGGUGUACUUCAACUUCCUUCAGUUGGAUUGUUUAAGCACAAGGCCCACAAACCCCAUUCGUGCUGCUGACGAUGCGUCGCGUGUCACCACGCCUACAGACUCACAGAAAGAACAGUCGGAUCACCACAAUUCUACAGCAACUGUCAGUCUUUCUAGUCCACGCAUGGAGUGUUCUCGACGAGAUUCUAAUGGAGGGUGCCGCAUGUGGCUGUUAAACCCACGAGGCUUCACCCAUGGCCUCCACUUCACACCUUCUAACUUAACAUUCUGAAAUAACCAUGUUAACAAUAGUGUGUGUGUGUGUGUGUGUGUGAUAUUUAAAUUACUUCAAAAUCUGUUAGAAAAAAAUAUCUUUGCCUUUAUGAUUUAGCAGAACACUUGUGUGUGUGUGUGUGUGUGUGUGUGUGUGUGUGUGUGUUACAGGUAUAAUCCAAUAUAUAUACAGAUUUUUCUUGUGUAUAACUGUUUUGUAAUUCAUCAUCAUCAUCAUCAUCAUCAUCAUCAUCAUCACCAUCAUGCAUAAAUCCAUUGUAAGACCAGUGCCUCCUCCCAGCUUUCUCCAUUCAUCGCUAGUCGGUUAUCAGUCUUUUCGAAGUCAUUACCAGGAGCACGAUCCAUACACUAGUACUGCGUGAUUUUUUUUUUUUUUUUUUUUUUUUGUUCAGUAAUAAUGUAAGGCCGAUUUUCACAACACUUCGUUGCUUGCCAGAUAUGCUUCAACUCAUUGUGAUUUAGAUUUUUUAACCAUAGUUUGUGCUAAAUAAAUAUAUUUGUGUG
Messenger RNA from Scylla paramamosain (green mud crab), 2783 nucleotides. RefSeq lists its product as uncharacterized. The transcript is spliced from 5 exons. Gene Ontology annotation, biological process: arachidonate secretion; phospholipid metabolic process. NCBI's taxonomy places the organism in Eukaryota, Metazoa, Arthropoda, Malacostraca, Decapoda, Portunidae. The record is from RefSeq and is a predicted model, not a curated record. The coding region runs from base 964 to 2277 and encodes 437 amino acids.